Peniophora sp. CBMAI 1063 is the source of this 1998-nucleotide messenger RNA. The record is from the annotation of a GenBank genome assembly. Lineage: Eukaryota; Fungi; Basidiomycota; Agaricomycetes; Russulales; Peniophoraceae.
AUGGUGUACUUCUCAGUGCCGACGUCAGAGGAGCCCGUUCUGCCGAGCAGCUCGCAUCGACCUCGGAAGCGAUGGGGUGUCCUGCCCGGCGCCAGUGGCCGCUACGGCUCCGUCGUCCUCUUCCUCGGCACCGCAGCCCUCACCGGCAUCGUCUUCCACCUCCUCGCCUUCUCCGCCCUCAAUCGCUAUGCCGGCUCCUACAACGCGCCCCCGCCAGAUGUGGAAACCCCGCACAGCAGACCGAAUAUAGUGGACUACGAGCCUGAGCUUGCAGUGCCACCGCCAGAAGAGCUCGCCGACGAUCUCCCGGUGGCUGCUGUAAAUCCUGCUACUCUUCCUCCUGCCAGACCGCAUCGACCGGCGAACACGGAGGAGUGGGUCGUCUCUGCACCACGACCGGACUACCACGAGCUGAGCCUGGAGGCGCUGAGGGACCAGGUGGCGACGACCAAGGGAUUCUUCGCGCGCGACUUCAGCCUGGGACUGGGCUGGAACAACAUGCGAUACAUCAUCGAGGCUGCCGCUCUCCAAGCUACUCUCCUCAACCGUACCCUUAUCCUACCAAGCUUCGUAUACGCCCGUGCAUGCGAGUAUGACAUCCAUGUCUGCGCAGAGUACGCCACGAUGGUCAACAAGGGCGACGCCAUCGGCUGGGACGAAUGGCGCGAGCUGCCUAUCGAACAACAGAUGGGCUGGCAACUUCCAAUGGGCCUCAUGCUCAACAUGACCCGUCUUCGGGAAAAGCACUCGGUCAUUCUCGUCUCGGACUACCUCCGCCUCCACGGCCGGCCCGCGUCAGAUGAGCACUCGAACGGCGCUUGGCAUCGGACGGACUACAUCUCUACGCCGAACGUGUUCGAGGCGGACCAGAGCAAGAGGCCGAGCCAGUUCGUGGUCGAGAACCGGUGGUAUGAUCCGCAGGGCGUCAAUCGUGUCGACUUUAUCCCGCAGGAGAUGAAGGUCCGCGGGAAGUACGAUGAGAGGUUGAAGGAUGAGGACUCUGGACGGCGUGGCGGAUGGCCUGAAGAGCCCGAGUCUACUGUGUCAAGGCGGUUGACCGCUGCACUGCCGGAGAACAAGUACUACCUGGACUUCGCCACUGCCAAAUCGGUUCUCCAGGACGGCGACUCUGGAGCGGUGUGGGAUCUCAGCACGGACGAGAAGGUCAUCGAUCUCCUGCACCACAACGGCUGGGAGGUGCUCUACACCUUCCUGGGCGCUCUCGGUGCGGACUAUACCAAGACGGUCGUCAACCCACUGGAUCAAGUCGUCCGCCGCUCGUCGAUUCGCGGCUGGGUCGACGAAUACGAUCGGGAAACCGCGGACGUCCUUGUCUUGGCAGGCGAAACGCAUCUGUACCGCAAGCCCGGCGCGAUGCGCUUCACGACCGAAGCCGGCCGUCGCUCAUUCCAGGACACAGUCCUGAAUUACCUUGUGCCAGUGGACGCAGUCGAUGAGCUCGCAUCGAAGCUCGCUUCGCGGAUGUACGAGCGCACUCAGGGUCGACUAUGGAUGGGCGCACAUAUGCGGCGCGGAGACUUUGUGCGUCUUGGUUGGGCCAUGGAGAAGGAUCCCGAGACACACGUACGGCGCGUGAAGGACCGUUUAGGGAAGGGAAGAGAGUUCUUGGAGAGCCUCAAGAGCCGUGAUAUCCAGGUCUAUGAUAUUCCCGGUGUCAAGCCUAAUGCGGACCUACUCUCUCGCCCUCCCCCUCGUUCUGGUGACGACUUCUACGUCGCCACCGACGAACGCGAUCCGGAGGCCAUGAAAGUCAUCCAGUCCAACGGCGCCGUCUUCAUGAAGGACCUCUUGACGAAAGACGACCUACGAGACUUUGGCUGGUCGCUCAUGAUCACCGACUACCGCGCCGUCGUCGAGCAACAUCUACUCGCCCACAGCUCAUUCUUCUACGCGCACGCCAUGUCCUCUGUCGCCGGCGGCAUCGUGAACAUGCGCGCCGCGGCCGGCGCAGACCGCCAUACCUCGUUGCUCGAUUGA